Messenger RNA from Nannospalax galili (Upper Galilee mountains blind mole rat), 2258 nucleotides. RefSeq names its product RAD18 E3 ubiquitin protein ligase (gene Rad18). Gene Ontology annotation, biological process: DNA damage tolerance; protein monoubiquitination. NCBI's taxonomy places the organism in Eukaryota, Metazoa, Chordata, Mammalia, Rodentia, Spalacidae. Gene Ontology annotation, molecular function: single-stranded DNA binding; ubiquitin protein ligase activity. The coding region runs from base 74 to 1561 and encodes 495 amino acids. The transcript is spliced from 13 exons. Gene Ontology annotation, cellular component: nucleus; Rad6-Rad18 complex. The record is from RefSeq and is a predicted model, not a curated record.
CGUCGUAGCGCGGGGAAUUUCGAGUAGUAGAGCUGCGCGGGAGAACGGUGGCUAGCGGCCUGGUCCAGGAGCGAUGAUGGAGGGCCUGUCGGAGCCGCGGUGGCCUCCGGGGCUGGCGGCGAUGAAAACAAUAGAUGAUUUGCUGCGGUGUGGGAUUUGCUUUGAGUAUUUCAACAUUGCAAUGAUAAUUCCUCAGUGUUCACAUAACUAUUGUUCUCUCUGUAUAAGAAAAUUUUUGUCCUAUAAAACUCAGUGCCCAACUUGUUGUGUGGCAGUCACGGAGCCAGACCUCAGAAAUAAUCGCCUUUUAGAUGAACUGGUAAAAAGCAUGAGUUUUGCACGGACUCGCCUGUUGCAGUUUGCUUUAGAGUCACCACCCAUAUCUCCUGUGUCUUCCACCUCAAAGAAAGUUGUCAAAGUACAAACUGCUGGAGCCACUGGCCAUCCUGUCAAACAGGGAAGCAGGUUAAUGGACAAGUUCUUGAUCAGAGAAGCUGGUGAUUGUACAUCAGAGUUAUUGAAAAAAGAAAAUGACAGCAAAUUCAGCCCUCAAAAAGAGAUAAGCACGUCUACUGAGACCAAAGAGAUAAAUUUUGUAGGAAAGAUGGCACCUAGUUCCUCAGAUGCUAAUGGUCCUGUGACACCUUCAACAUCCACUGUGAAACCAGACACUAAAGUGGCUUGUCCUGUUUGCGGGGUUAAUGUUCCAGAAAAUCACAUUAAUAAGCAUCUAGACAGCUGCUUGUCACGUGAAGAGAAGAUCGAAAGCCUCCGAAGUUCUGUUCACAAAAGGAAGCCGCUGCCCAAAACUGUGUAUAACUUGCUCUCUGAUCGUGAUUUAAAGAAAAAGCUAAAACAGCAUGGAUUAUCUGUUCAAGGAAAUAAACAGCAGCUUAUUAAAAGGCACCAAGAAUUUGUGCACAUGUACAAUGCCCAGUGUGAUGCUUUGCAUCCUAAAUCAGUUGCUGAAAUAGUUCAAGAAAUUGAAAAUAUGGAAAAGACCAGGAUGCGCCUUGAAGCAAGUAAACUCAAUGAAAGCGUAAUGGUUUUUACAAAGGACCAAACAGAGGAAGAAAUAGAUGAAAUUCACAGUAAAUAUCGUAAAAAACAUCACAAUGAAUUUCAGUUUCUGGUGGAUCAGGCCAAAAAAGGAUACAAAAAAACUGGUGGAAUGUCAAAAAUGAAAGUAAUGAAAAAAGAUGAACCUAUAGAAAAGCUAUCUGUACACAUUGGAGAGGAAAAUGAUAAAAUGAAAUUCUCACAUAUGACCUCAGUAACAAGCUACUUCCCUCAGUCCAAGCUGGACUCCCCUGUGCAGUCAGAACCUGAGAGGCCAGAUGACUCCUCUAGUUGUACUGACAUUCUCUUCUCAUCAGAGUCAGAUUCGUGCAAUAGUUCCAGUUCAGACAUCAUAAGAGAUCUUCUGGAAGAAGAAGAAGCCUGGGAAGCAGCACACAAAAAUGAUCCUCAAGACAGAGAAGUAAGCCCACGUCAGAGUCGCCGCACAAGAGCAGCUGAACGUGCUGAGACUGAACCAAGGAACAAGCGGAAUAGGAAUUAGUGUAGAUUUUUGUCAACUAUACAGUGGCCAGAAUAUGGUACUUUUUGUUACCAUAUAUGGUUCACAUUGAGAAAUGCUCAAGGGGAGAUAUUUAACUGGGGACGUGGUAGUUAACUUAUUUUCAUUCUUCUCUCCUUUCUGGAAAAAAGAAAAAGUUAAUGAAAUGUCUCAUUUUGGUCAGUUGCUUCCUGCCUCUCACAUAUUUCUCCCUAAAAACAGAUUGACCAGCUUUGCACAGUAGACAAACUAUUUAGCAAAAGUAUUUCUUUGGUUUGAUUUCUCUUUUCAUUUCAGAAUGUUCUUAAAUCAUUUUUCAUUUUUCCGCUGGGGAACCAAUUCAGAAACAGGUUCUUCCCAUUCUCUUCACUAUAGCAAGCAGCUCCAAGCAUGCGUGCUGUCAGAACUGCCAUCAGUUCCUACGCCAAACCCCAGUGCUUACUGAUGGUUGUUGCCCAACUUCAGUGUAUUUGUUUGUUAGAACCACCCAUAUUUUAAAUACAGAGUAGGUUUAUAAUUUAAAGUCACAGAGUUACUAUUGUAAUUUAAAAUAAUAGUCACAAUAACUUUGAAACAUUUGUAUAUUCUUCUGAUAUUAUUUCUGUUAGUACUUUUCCAUGGGGUUAGUCAGAUCUCUAACACUUUGAAUCCCAGUUGUUAAACAGAAAUAAAAAAUUAAAUAAAUGGAUUUAUCAAUGAA